AGCCCUGAGCUAAGACGAUAUCGAGAUCAAGUUCAGGCCCUAGAGAGCAGGUUAUGCCAGCUUAUGGAUAAGUUGAUACGGAAUGCAGACAAUGAAGCUUCCUUGUCGGAAGUAAGCAUUGUAAAUGGAAGAUGCUGCAUUAAAAUAACUGGGGAUAAGUCUUCAAGUUUUGAUGGAUUACUACUCUCCAGUGGUUCAGAUGCUGGAAGUAUGAUAGAACCAAUUGUUGCUGUUCCACUAAAUGAUGAGCUACAGGGCGCAAGAGCACUAGUGGUUAGAGCCGAGCUUGAAGCUUUAUCGAAACUGACUGACAAGAUUCUUCUUGAGCUUGAUAAUAUUCAGAUUUUGAUGCAGGAAACAGUUACACUCGAUAAGGUCACAGCUCGUGCAAGAUACAGUAUAGCAUACGAUGGUACACUUCCUGACCUGUAUUUGCCAAACAUUGAGCAUGGAAUUGUCAAUGCGGCUAAAGAUGAGCCUGCCAGUACAACUUCCUCAGCCCAACUUACUAAGAGGCCAUGGAAACUGUUCAUUCCAAAUGCAUACCAUCCACUAUUGCUCCAGCAGCACCAGGAAAAUUUGCGUCGUACAAAAAAGGAUGUUGCAAGUGCCACAGCGGAGAUUCGUAGGAGGAGGAUAUACGGACAAGAUAUCACAGAGGAAGAUCAACUGGCUUCAGAACUUGAUUUCAUGAAAAUUAGGGUUUCUGAGCUGGAGAGGAACCAUCCGAUCCCAGUAGAUUUUAUGAUCGCGGAAGAGACUACUGUUUUGGUCAUAACUGGCCCAAAUACUGGGGGAAAAACAAUCAGCUUGAAGACGGUUGGGCUGGCAUCGUUAAUGGCCAAGAUAGGUCUAUACAUUCUAGCUUCUGAACCAGUUAAAAUUCCAUGGUUCGAUGCUGUUUAUGCUGACAUUGGAGAUGAGCAAUCUUUGACCCAAUCACUCUCAACAUUCUCUGGGCAUCUGAAGCAGAUUGGGGCCAUUCGCGCUCAGUCAACUUCACAAUCCUUGGUCCUUUUGGAUGAGGUUGGUGCCGGGACAAAUCCACUCGAAGGAGCUGCUUUGGGGAUGUCUCUCUUGGAGUCUUUUGCUGAAGCUGGUUCCUUUCUGACUCUAGCUACAACUCAUCAUGGAGAACUGAAAACACUGAAAUACAGCAAUGAUUCAUUUGAGAAUGCAUGCGUGGAAUUUGAUGAAGAGAAUCUAAAGCCUACGUUCAGGAUACUUUGGGGAAUACCAGGGCGUUCAAAUGCAAUCAAUAUUGCUGAAAGGCUAGGUUUGCCCUUGGAUAUUAUAGAAAGUUCUCGGCAGUUACUUGGAACAGCUGGUGCAGAGAUAAAUGCGUUGAUUAUGGACAUGGAAAAAUUCAAGCAAGAAUACCACGAACAACUUCAGCAGGCACAACAUUAUCUUAUGCAGUCCAAGGAGCUUCAUAAUGACUUGGAAGUAGCACAGAAGAGCAUUGUAGAUCACAGUACCGCUCAGAGAAAAAGAAAGUCAAGAGUAGUUUCGGAGUAUGCUGUUAUGGCUCGUUCGAUCAUUCAUAAGAAGUUCCAGCAGUACAGAGAAUCUGCAGUAGCUCAAAGAGUGCUAGAAGAAGAGAAGGCUGCGGAGAAAGCCAAAUCUGAGGGGGCGAAAAGCCCCGAGCCAUCUAGCACUUCUGCCCUUAAAAAGACGCAGAAUACAAAUAGCAUCACGGUCGCAGAAGCUAAUGGCAAGAUAAUAGAUGAAGAUGGUGGGAUCCCAGAAGUUGGGGAUUUAGUUUACGUUCCUAAACUCAAGAACCAAGCUACCGUAGUCAAAAUAGAUUCGUCCAAAAAUGAAGUGCAAGUCCAAGCUGGCAUGAUGAAGCUCAAGCUAAAGUUGAAAGAUGUCAAGGUCCAGAAGCAGAAGACAUCAAGAUAAAAUGGUUGCUCUACCCUGCAAUAGUAUAUAGAGAUAAGUAUGUAAAUGUUGUUCAGUUCAAUAUAUAGAAUUUCCCAUUUUGACUGUACUAUAGCCAUGUGAGUUUAGACCCCUAGUUUGCAUGUUAAAUUAGCUGCUUUCUCUUUGACAUGAUGUAAAUGU
This is a messenger RNA of Triticum urartu, 2067 nucleotides long. RefSeq names its product DNA mismatch repair protein MutS, type 2. The record is from RefSeq and is a predicted model, not a curated record. Gene Ontology annotation, biological process: negative regulation of DNA recombination; mismatch repair. Gene Ontology annotation, molecular function: ATP binding; ATP-dependent DNA damage sensor activity; ATP hydrolysis activity. NCBI's taxonomy places the organism in Eukaryota, Viridiplantae, Streptophyta, Magnoliopsida, Poales, Poaceae.